Messenger RNA from Pseudo-nitzschia multistriata, 3182 nucleotides. The record is from the annotation of a GenBank genome assembly. Lineage: Eukaryota; Bacillariophyta; Bacillariophyceae; Bacillariales; Bacillariaceae.
CAACAGAGGAAGUCGUCGACCGAUGAAUGAACGGGCCGGCAUUCAUUCAUACUUGUUAAAAUUUACCGAGCAUCCUUCUAGAAAUACUUUUGUGCGCGCAGCAUGGAUCAAUUAAAAUUAAAAGCAUACGCCGAAGACAGCGGCUUCCAGAAAGUUCGCAAGCUGCUUUUGCAGCAAGAAGGUGACAAGCGGCGRCGAAGGCAGCAGCAGUCGAGGCGGAGACAGCUGAAGGCCAGUGAGCGGUGGAGCUCAGCCAAUGUCAAAAACAAAAACAACGACGAAGAUGACGACGACGAGGAUCUAAGAGCGCUUUCCUUCCGUCACAGAUCCAAGGCAUACCAUCUUAGUCCGAAAGACGUSAAAAACCGAAGGGUGUACCGYUGGAACAAUGCCACAGGCAGCGAAGCGGUACAGCUCCAAAAGGGACGCCCCUCCGGCGGUCUCAUGCCGAAUGUGAAUUCCUUUUUGCAGCGCUACAACGAUCGGCGGCCGAAGAGGAUCGACACGGACGCCAGACCCAUUGCCGGGGAGCAUGCGACGUCGACGCCCUCCACGGCCGCCACCCCCUCGACGGCUGCCAUGGACGACGACGAAUUCGACACUCCCUACGACGAGCUCUCUCACUGCUGCGAGUGGCUCCAGCCACCAUCGUCCCGCCCCUCUAUCGAAAGCCGAACCCGUGCGAGGCCGGCAAUCGGCUGUUCCCCGGGCGAAGGAGAAACCUUUUCCGAUAUUGGAAUUGUUGUAGGGGGAACGACAACGGAUGAGGAAACCCCGUACUAUCCUUUCCGAACCACGAGGAAGGAGGCCGCCUCCUCGCUGGAGGGGAAGGAGGUUACCCUCGAGAUGUUUGCCCGGGACCGGGAGGUGUCCACCGUCGAGAAUACUAUGGAGGACAAAYACCCGAAAAGAGAACGAGACCGUUYCGAGGACGAUCUCGCAACGAAGUACAUUGAAGAGGAGGGAUCGAUCCUCGAAGAAUUGCACGGAAACCUAGAGAAUCUGCUUCGGGAAAAGGACAAGGUAAAACGGGUAGUCGAUGAAUACGAUCGCCUUGUGCGGCARGCCGGCUGCGCUAUUGGCAAUCCAAGCGCUAGCGAUGCGGAGACUGGGGCGGGGAAUACCACCAAGGCUUCGGGGAGGGAAGAAGUCGGUCGAAAAUCCAUGUCUUCGUUGAAAAACAAAACCAAAUUGUAUGACGACGUAAACAGCAAAUUGAAACAGCGUGAAAACGAUGAUUUGGAUCGAACGCUUGGGGGCACAUCCUUCCGCAACAUUACCGUACGAAAAAAAUCCCAAUCGAAAGCAGAAGCAACUCGCCUUUCGGAUCAACGCAGCGUCAUAAGCUACCCUGCUGGUUUCAAACCCCACCAAAGCAGUUCUAAUCGACAGAGCGUUGUUACCUAUCCUCCUAAUUUCAAGGCACAGCAAAAAUCAUCCAGUCCACACAGCGUUGUGGCACUCCCUCCGAAAUUCAAACCGCACGAAACCAAAUCUCGAAAGCCUAAGCAGCCGUCGUUGCAUCCAAACGUUGCCGCUCCUAAAAAAUCCAUACACAAGGCAAGCAAUUCGGUUCGACAAAACGUUAUUGCCUAUCCUGCCGAUUUCCAAAAGCCUGGAAACAAUCUUGUUCGACAUCCAACGAAAAAUUUAUCUCCUAGCAYCAAUGAGAAAGAGAAUGAAAAGGAUAUUUUGAGAGAAGCAUCUCUUGCCGAAGGAGACAACUCUCAAACUCGUCAGACCGAUCACAAUGUUCCAAAGGGAGAAACUUUUCGAGCAAAUCGAGUCGUUCCUCUCCCGCUAUCGACCAUUAAAGAGGAGCAGGCACAGAAACAGACACAUACACAAUUUGAAUCUGCACGAAAUAAAUUUGAAUCGUCAUCGGGAACGCUCCCCAACCAGAAAACAAAAGCACGUGCUGAGAAAUCGACGAUUGAUAGGGAGCAGACAUCUUUUCAGAGUGCGAGGCAAUUGUUUGAAGCACCGAUAGCUCGAACGCUGCCAAAACAUAAAGCCCCUGUUGUCGGCGAACAAAAUAAUACUUCCGAAGCACCUAAACUAAGCGAGGUCGCCAUUGCCGCUGGGCUCAUCGAUGCUCAGGCAACCCUGGCGGUAGACCAGCCCAACGACAAAAGGGCUGCCAUGGAAACCAGAUUGACGCACAACGUGCAAAAGUACAGCAGGGAAGGUGGAUUUUUUAAAUACGUGAUACGGAUGCGAGCCGCCACCUCGAUCCAGGCCCGUUGGCGAGCCUACGUCCGUAGAUCGGACUAUCUCUGGUAUUUAGACCAUGUGUCACGGAAUCAAGCAGCUACGCUGAUCCAGGCCCAAUGGCGAGCCUACGACUGUAGAAUGGAUUAUGUGUGGCACCAGGCAUCGGUGCUGAUUCAGGCACAGUGCCGGUCCCGCAUUUUUCAAAAGAAGUACGCGAGAGUUCGUUCCGCCGCAUUGCGGAUUCAAUCCAUUGCGAGGAUGAACGCUUGCCAAGCCAGCUAUGCUGAGAGCCAGGCCGCUGCCAGGCUUUUGCAAGCCARCUGGCGUGCUUCCGUUUGUCAGAAACAGUAUACAAAGUACGUGAAGUCAGCAGUUCUCGUCCAGUCUGCAGUAAGGAUGCUUCAAUGCCAGGCAAGGUUUCUUCAUGCCAGAACCUCGGUGACGCUGAUCCAAGCAGCGACACGUUGCUAUAUCGCAAGAACCCUCUUUUUGGACCAUUGCCAAACGAGAUGCAACGCUGCCACUACCAUUCAGUCUGCUAUGCGAAUGAACAUUAUCCGAACGAUUUAUAUUCGGACAUUGCUCGGACACCAGGCCAUAACGAGGAUCCAGGCGUCGUUUCGGAUGCACUCGUGUCGUUUCUUUUACGUCAGAUGCAAAGAAGCCGCCACGAUGGUACAAGCAUUACAACGAAGGCAUGCAUGUCGUACUUCGUAUCUMGAGCAGAGAAAGUCAGCUACGUCCUUACAGGCAACKGCACGAAUGCAUUCCUGCCGUACGAAGUACUUAUCAAGCAAAAAAAAUAUCACAAUUUUGCAAGCAAUCUGGAGGUUGCACAACGCUUCUACUAGAUAUAGAGAGAAAAAGAGAUCAAUUGCAGCAAUCCAAACAUUUUUCAGAAUGUAUCUCCACCAUCAGAAAUAUCUUACCCUCAAAAGAGCGACACUGAAUACACAAGCUGUAGUGAG